CAGUGACCAGAUCCACAGGACUUCUUAAAGCUAAUACAGACUGCAAAUCUGAUAAAUACCAAAGCCUUUUUACCACUUUCAUUAUAUCUCAGUAAAGAUUACAUCAGUUAAGCAAACCAGCGUGUCUUUCCUUGAGAUUCGGUAUAAACUUGAUGUGAAGCUGUGUCCACGAGACAGCGGAGACAUUAUAGUAAAAAGGCUUUUAAAACGUUAUCAGAAGCAGUUAAUCAGCUUUGAAUCGUCCGCAGCAGUAAAAAAGACUCAUAAAUCCUGUGGCUGCAGUCUGUGUCGGAGUAAGGGCGCGAAGCACUAGAAAGUGAAACUAAUUCUCUCACGUGCUAUAACACCGCGGUGCUGUGUCCAGUCAUCAUUAUCUACGCUGCCAGCUAAAUCAAGAUGCAGAACCCAGAGAACAGCACUCUAACAGUUAACCCUCAAUGCUCCUAUAAAGAGGUAGACACCUUGCCAAGAAGUAGAUCUAGGUGCACAACAUUGUCUAGAGCGUCCAGUCAAACAAAUCUAACUUCGGUUAGCGCCGAUGCAUCAAGAUUUAAACGCCAUAGUUCUAGACACUCAAGCACCACCAGCCUGUCAUCCGCUAGCGCCAUAGCAACUAAGGCAAGAGCGAAAGCAGAGGCAGCUUGUGCAAUGGCGUCCUAUGCAAAGCAGGAAGCUGAAUUGAUGAAAGAACAAGCUGAAGCACUUAGAAGAAAAGCUGAAGUGCAAGCAUCUUUACACUUACUGCAUCAGCAGAAAAACGCUGCAGCAGCCUUAGCUGAGGCAGAAGUUCUCACAAGGGCUGCUGAAGCUCAGUUCGCUGACAUAGAAACCCAGAUGCCACCCCUCAGCGCAAGCCAACGUACCCGUGAGUACAUUCAGUCACAAGCAAUCAUGUACACUGACCAGCAGUUCAAUUAUGCACCAAGACCAUCAUUGACUCCACCAGCAAUAAGCAACUUUGAUACUAUGCAACACUGCAAGACUGAAUCAGAACCUCAGGGUAGGAAGUCAAGUGGUCGCAUGCUCAGAGACCAAUCUGCCAACCUGACAAGAGUGCAAACGGAUGCUGAUUUACUCCCUCCUCAAGCAAAUACAAGUCUGGAUUAUAGCAGAAAGACUUACAAUAGAGGAGAACAAAGCAGACUUAGUCAAGUACCUCAUCAGCCUUACCAGCCGCAGUCAUACCCUGAGUUUACACCCAGGAAGUAUUCACCAGAUGCAGCAAGAGCUACAGAGGUAGCAAGAUUCCUGAUGCGCCGUGAGAUAGUGAGCGCUGGUCUCAUGAAAUUCGACGACCGUCCAGAAAACUACUGGGCCUGGAAGUCAUCUUUCCUAAGCGCCAGAUCCUCCUGCAGAGCUAUCAAUACUGAUCAGCGUAGCAACGGCCACCGUGAACAAACCAAGGUCACGAUCAUCAGAUGCAUCCAGCAGGAAGUCUUUAAAGAAGAAAUCCAAGGCCUUCUGAAAAAGGAAGAGAUUUCUCAACACAAUUCGCUCAAGGACUUGUACACCAGGCAAUGGAAACAAGUUCAAAGUCUUGCGGACAUUUUCUGGAAGAGGUGGAGACAGGAAUACCUGGUGAUCUUCCAGCCAUGCAAGAAAUGGCAAGAUGACAAACCCAAUUUACAAGUUGGAGACGUUGUCUUACUGAAAGACUCUCAGGCCCACAGGAACGAGUGGCCUAUUGGACUCAUUGUAGGGACUGAUCCUAGUAGUGAUGCUAGAGUUAGAAAGGUUGAAGUUAGGAUUGUUAGACAGGGCAUUCCCAAAGUGUAUGCAAGACCAAUUUCUGAAGUAGUUUUACUCCUGUCCAAGGGUUAG
This is a messenger RNA of Hyla sarda, 1821 nucleotides long. RefSeq lists its product as uncharacterized. Bases 397 to 1821 code for a protein of 474 amino acids. The record is from RefSeq and is a predicted model, not a curated record. NCBI's taxonomy places the organism in Eukaryota, Metazoa, Chordata, Amphibia, Anura, Hylidae. The transcript is spliced from 3 exons.